This is a messenger RNA of Pimephales promelas (fathead minnow), 2617 nucleotides long. RefSeq names its product CUE domain containing 1a (gene cuedc1a). Lineage: Eukaryota; Metazoa; Chordata; Actinopteri; Cypriniformes; Leuciscidae. Gene Ontology annotation, molecular function: ubiquitin binding. The record is from RefSeq and is a predicted model, not a curated record.
AGCAAGCGUUCCUGUGUUGUUAUAGAAAGAUGAUUGCCCCCGUUAUCAUGACACAUCUGCCGUGCUGAGAUCUGUUUCACUGUUAUCAAUCAGAUCCGGCAUUCCUCCGUCUCAGUGGGUCACGCAGACCCCUGUUUAACUAUGGAUGACGUCAGCCCGCUGCUGUAUGUUAUUCACAAGGGCACAGCCUCCCUUCUUCAGAGACACAUCACUAAGCUGCUACUGUUCCUGCGCUCGCUGUGCCAGAGUCUGAGGCUAUAUUUAGCGCUGCCGGUUUGGUUUUAGGUGCAGAUUAAUGUGGAGCGAUGAAAAUGGGAGCGAGGGAUAUCCGAACCUCUCCGAUGAUGGAUUUUAUGGAGGAGCCCGCAGCCUGUGAUGGAAGCUAAAGGUUUAUCUCGCUGGCUGGUGGAUCUUUUGGUGUGAGCCUGCAUCUCCUCUGCAGACAGACAGACAGUAGGAGUGGGCCGCUGUUCGUCCUUUGACUUGAGGGGGACUGAGAGAGUGAGAGCAAGGCAUUCUGGGAAGCCCAGCCAGUCCUGGAUGUGGUUGAGUGUCAGCUAUCAGCCGCCGAAGACCAGUUUCUCCAAUGGUGCUCCUCUAUAUACUGAAGCUCACCUCCAGGGGCAUCAUGAGUGGAUAAGGGGCGUGGCUGGAGGCGGUGCAUAGCUCAAGGGGUGGAGCCACUGCAGUGGAUGGGAAGGGAGGUUCUGUAAAUGAUGACCAGCCUUUUCCGGCGGAGUAACGCGAACCGUAACCAUGGCAGCGGCACACGAGGAGGCGACGCUGCCUCGGGAGAGCUCAACAACAGGAGGCCUCCACGUCAGGUCCGGCGUCUGGAGUUCAGCCAGGCUAUGGAUGACUUUAAGACCAUGUUCCCCAGCAUGGAGCAUGAGGUUAUCGAGUGUGUCUUGAGGGCUAACCAAGGUGCCGUGGACUCCACCAUUGACCAGCUCCUGCAGAUGAGCCUGGAUAGCCAAGCCACGGACGACAGCUCGGAUUCUGAGGACAGCAUUCCUCCAGAGAUCCUGGGGAGAACGCUGGAGCCGGACAGCUCAGAUGAGGAGCCUCCACCUGUCUACGCUCCGCCCUCCUAUGACAUGCACAUCUAUGACAGAAAACAUCCCGCAGAUGUUCCAUCCACUCCUCCACCAAGGUUUGAUGAUUACCCACCCAGGAAUCAGCAGGUCGGAAGAUACAGGAACUGGAAUCCACCGUUACUAGGCAACCUUCCCGAUGACUUCCUGCGGAUUCUGCCUCAGCAGUCAGAGACUAUUCAGCGUUCUCAGAGCAGCUUGUCUCAGCCUUCCUCCUCCUCUUCUUCCUCCCUGUCAUCCCUGACGCAGCUCUCGUCCAGCAGUGCUCUGUCUGGGAGCGUUUGGUCAUGUGAACAGGACAGGAAGUUGAAACAGUACUUGGACGACGAGAGAAUCGCCCUUUUCCUGCAGAAUCAGGAGUUCAUGAAAGAGCUACAGCGUAACAGAGACUUCCUCAUAGCUCUGGAGAUAGAUCGUCAGAGGUGCGAGAAAACACAGUGUGGUCAUUCAUCCGCUUGCACAGAGAACUCCACCGAAGGUGAUAAUUGUGGCUCGGGGUCUGAGGAGGCCUGUUCGUCUGUUUCUGAUGAUGCCUUAUUCCUGGAGAAACUCAAGCACAUGGGCAAAUCCACAAGGAAGAAGCUUUUUGAAAUUGCGAGGUCAUUCUCGGAGAAGACCAGAAGGAAGAAGUCCAAAAAGCGAGCUCUACCCAAACAUCAGUCAUAUCCUCAUACGUCCAGCCCAGACAGUCGCUGCGUGAAGUUAGCAUCUAUUCUGGGCUCUGCAAACUCCACCAUCAAUCUCCUGGAUGAAAUAGAGGCGCCGCUCUUGGCUGAGGACAACAACCAACUCAAGAGGCUUUCAGGAAGAGAGGAAAGGGAGGAAUCAAAGGAAGUGAUGUCAUGAUGGAUAAUGGGCGGAGCAGCCAAUUUUCUCUGCAUUUAAAAGCUAAAGCAUCAUGAAGAUCAAGAUUUUACUCAUUAGUUUCCUGCAAUGCUUAAUUAAACCUGAGCCAUGAAAUCAUCGUAGUUCUUUUGUUUGUAAUAUUCUGCUUCAACAGUUUGUGACCGGCAUGCGGUGUAGCAGAUCAGAACAUGCUGUGCUGGGACUCGGGAGUCAGAACAUCCACAAGCACAAAAACCCCAUUAGUCAGCUUGAUAAGAAAAUCUGUGUUUAUCUCAGGAGAAUUGAAAUGGCAUGGAGCCCAUGCCAUGUUAUAGAGAUAAUCCUCUUUCCAUUUCUCAUGAUCUUAUUUGAUAGAUAAGAUAUUACUUUGAUAACUGGGUGAUUGAUUAAAAAUUAGUUCUCAGAUUUAGUUGCAAUGUUGAUAUGUUUUCAACCCGCUCACUAUCUAAAAUCAUGCUUCAAGACUUCAUUUCACCAUUCAUUCCUGAAAUGAACAUUCAUGAUUUUAUUCUUAGUGUGUGAAGUAAAAUCUGGUUGUGGGAUUGUGGGAUAGUAAAUAUUAAAAACUAAAUUGUAAUAACUUUCAUAAGUUUAGGGCUGUUAGCUCACUGUAAAUUGCUAUUGAUUUUCAAAUAAUCAUUAUGUUUGUUAUUAAAUAAAUUACAUUAUGAAAUCAA